Molecule: messenger RNA, 3727 nt
Organism: Ziziphus jujuba (common jujube)
Lineage: Eukaryota; Viridiplantae; Streptophyta; Magnoliopsida; Rosales; Rhamnaceae
Product: two-component response regulator ARR11
Exons: 6
Coding region: 1-2133 (710 amino acids)
Biological process (GO): phosphorelay signal transduction system
Molecular function (GO): DNA binding
Source: RefSeq, a predicted model, not a curated record
AUGUGUUUGAAAAUGGAUGGAAAUGGAAUGAAUUUUUCUGUCACUAAAAUUGUCCCAAAAGCUGCGAAUGGCCUUCAUAUCCUGGUGGUGGAUAAUGAUACAGUUUCUCUCAUGUAUUUGGCAUCAAUGCUUGAACAAUACUCUUUCAAGGUUACAACGACCGAACUAGCAUCUGUUGCUUUGUCCAUCUUACGGGAACAAAAGGAGCAAUAUAAACUUGUGAUAGCUAACAUGAACUUGCCAGAUAUUGACAACCUUGCUUUCCUGCAUCUAUUGCUUAAGAAAGACAUCCCUGUCAUACUGAUGUCUUCUGAAAGAAAUGGAAACCUGGCCGGGAAAGCCCUGGCUCAAGGAGCAUGCUAUUUCCUACAGAAACCAAUAUGUUUGGAGGAUCUGAAAUUCGUGUGGCAACAUAUGUACCGGAAGAUAAGAAAGCCAAUGAAAGAAGUCUGUGAGGCAAAUAUUGAAAACAAGAUGAAUCAUGGAAAUGACUCUCGAGGUAUUAAGAUAAAAGAAACCGACAACGUGUCUAGGGCUCCCGAGAAAGGUAAUAUGAUCAAGGAGCCAGGUGGAGUGUCUGGUAGGCCUCGCUGUCAAGGUAUAAUAAUCAAAGAAGUUAAUCAUGCAACUAGGCCUCCCAAUUAUGAAGGUGGUAAGGAAGUUGGAGGUGUAUCUGGUUCGGCCACUGUAUGUAAUUUGGAUGGCAUUCAAAAUAGAUAUAUGGUAACUGAUCCAAAUGGUAAGAAGAAGCAAUUCGAAGGGCAUCAAGUUAGCCUAGUUAAUGAAAAUCAUGUCAAAGUUGUGCAGAACAGUUGCACUAAAGGGUCAAUAACCACAGAGCAAAAGAAACAAGAAGGAUUGAAAACAAGGAGACAAAUAGAUGAUGAAGAACAACAGCAACAAGGGAAGAGAACUAAAGUAAACUCUGAACAGAAAAGCUCCCAAAGCCUAAAAACUAAUGAGGAAGAAGGGGAAAGGAAGGAUGAUAGUAGUAGCUCCAAUGAGAAACGAUCACGUGUCGUUUGGAGCCCAGAGUUACAUCUCAAGUUCACAGCGGCUGUUAGUGCACUAGGCGACAAAACAGUUUCUUCUCUGUCAUUUGAUCCAGAAGCCCGGCCAAAACCAAUUCUAGAGCUGAUGAAUUCUCCGAACAUAACGCUACGCCAGGUUGCUAGCCAUCUGCAGAAAUACAAAUCUCAAGUACAGAAAAUUAAUGAGACAAGCACAACCGAUUUUCUUCCUGUAAGUAAAUCAACCAGUUCCUAUAGUAAAGCUGAAUUUCCAUCAUUACUUGAGAGGCCAAGUGCUCUGGCAAGCCCACUUGGACAGCGAAGUUUGAGUUUUGGUGGUCGAGGUAGUACACAAUUCACCGCCCCAAAAUCUUUGGCUCAACCUGGACCAAGUUUAUCCAGUGUUAUCAACAAUCACAGAACAUCAAACCUGAAUUCAGGACAAAUGGACAUCUCUCGCACUUUAAAUUUAUAUCCUACCAAUAAUAACUCCAAUGAGGUGCAUAUAGAAAAUCAUUCAAUGCUUCAAAGGUCAAACCAGAUUAGGAAAACCAGCAGCUUUAACAGUAAUAAUUUCGUGAACGAAAAUAUGAAGGAAAUCCAGCCUUAUCAAAUUCAAGGGAGUGUCAGUCAAGUAUCAGAAACAAACUUACCAAAUUUGAGUUAUGUGAUCCCUGAGGCUGCUUCUCCCUGCAUAUCAGCGGAUAUGUCUCAACUUCUAAAUGUACCUCCUUAUGUGAAUCAUGCUCAAGAAUUUGCUCCAGAUUUGGCUGCUCCCUUUAAUUCACAAAAUCAAAACCAGUUGUCAGCAGGAGCUAUGGGUAGAACUGACGUGCUGCAAUCACAGCCAGCACAGAUGACUUUAGGCAAUGCAACCAACAUAGAAAAAUCUCCAAAUGACUUCUUUGGUGGGAGCCAAAAUGUGGAUCCUACACCAGAACAGGUUGCUGCAAGUGGUUCGAACCAGAAUCAAUCUCUUCUGGAUUACGCUAAUCUCUUGAAAUUUCUUGAAGAUGAUCUGGAGUACAAUUGUCUUGACAGUGCACCAGAUAUUGGUGAUAUAGAUCACUACUGUAAAUGGCUAGAGCAAACUUUACAUGGUAAAAGCAAAGAUCCACAGUAAUUUAACAAGUGCGCAUUCUCAAAAUAUUUUACAUCAGAAGGCAGCUCAUGAUGUGAAUGUAUCAAGCAAGACUGAAAAAGGGCAAAACAUGGAGACCCAUUUUAUAUGAUUCUAUGCAGUUUGAUCCGCUUGAAGUAUAAGUGGAGAGCUUAUAUGCCAAACUUUACUGUACAGAAGUUAAACUCUGCUGUUUUGAUUGUCAUUCUUCAAUAGACUUCUUAUAUUUUCUAAUUGUUGAACUCAUAAGCUAUGUUUAUCAAGCUUUCCUGUAUUGAAAAUUCUGAAUGCCUAUCAAAAUUACAGCUUUAAUUCUGACAUCUGCAGUCAAGAUCUAUCUAUUACCAAGCAUCACUUAUUUGUUCAUGAUACAGAUUAAUCAUUAUAUCCUGUCAUUUUUGUACUCUAUUGGGUGGAGAUUUUGGGUAGGAUGACAGUUCACACAUAUCCUCUGUAAGCGAUGAAAUUUUCCCCUUCAGGGAAAAGGGCAAACUGAGAACUGAGAAUCUUUCAUGCAUGAUUUGUCCUCUUAUCUUCCUCUUUAUAAUGGUAAAGUUUAUUUCAAAUUCAAAAGUUUUGAUAAAAUCUCGCCUUAUAAACCAAAACACAUAAACCACUUCAUAUUAACUUGCUAAGUUGUAAAAUGACAAACCAUUUGUUUCCAUGAUGAGCAAUAAUAAAUGGCUUUAUAAUGAGCUUUAAAUGUUCUAACACGAAAGGGUGCAAAAAGGCUCUAAUAUUAGAAGGCCAAGCAGGUACAGAAUUAACAACAAUAAGUUCGUUAUAGUGUGCUUAACUGCUAACUUAAGAAAUGUGAGAGGAACUACUUCAUGAUCUUAGCCAGUGAACAACAGCUAAUGCUGAACACAAAAAUUUUAUGAUCUAGGGACUUGAAUAAAUGAAUGAAUAUAUUUACAUGAAAAUAAAGAAAACCUACAACCCUGGCCUUUGCUGACAUUCAAUUGCUUUCAUGAUCAAUUAAUAGUUUUCCGUACAGAAAUUUUGACAAUAGAGGUGGCAAUUUCCCUGUUAAAUGAAUGAAUAUGAAUCUGUCGAGAUGUUUGAGAGAAAGAUGCAUCCAAAAACCAUUACAGGUAGAAAGAAAAUUUGAGAAAGGUAUAUACUUAGGCUGAGCCUACAUUUUUAAUAAUCUUUUCUUGGCAAAAUUUAAAACUCUAGAUGGGAAAGUGAUCCUGUCAUACGGGACUUUUACAGAUUCCACUAAAAUCCAACUCAGAAGAUGAAAGAGGCCACCAGUAUCAGCUCUAGUAUUCAAUUAAGAUUUAAAUCUUAAACUCAACAGAAUAAAAAAAUAAAAAAAUAAAAAAAUGAUGGCCACCGGUACCACAUGCAAUGACUCCAACACCACGCCAGUGGAUUACCAUAUAUCAAGAUAUACAGAAUAAGUAAUUGGCUACUUAUAAAAAUUUUAAAUGCCAUAAAAGGAAAACAAGAAAAAAUAAAAUUAUAUAUUAUAUUAAUGCUUCUAACAAUGAAAAUAUUGUAUACAUACAUAACUUCAUGUAUUAAUGCUGAUCAUAGAACCUCUAAACCAGCUGAACUCUCGAGAUUGAAGACAAAUGGAAAUUUUUUUUUU